AAUCCACCUCUGAUUUAUUAUUAAAAAUUCCCAGUCGAAAAGUAACGCAUCUACACAUAUAAUAACAAAAUGACGGUUGAAAUAGUACAACUAGAACAACUUUUAAACGCGCAAAUAGGCGAAGGUAAAAAAAUAGUGAAUUCGAAAGUGUCCCCACUAACAUUUCCGGGGGAAAAUUAUGGAAGUGAAAUGUUAAAAGUGGAUGUUUCUAUUGAAGCCGAAGAUGGAACGCACGAACAAAUACAUCUCGUCGCUAAACUUAUUCCAAGAAAUCAUUUUGCGAAAAUAGUAUUCAACGUGCAAGUAUCAUUUAUGCUAGAAACGAAAUUUUAUGAAAUCAUCAUACCGACUCUGCAAAAAUUUCAAAGUAAACAAGGAUACGAAAACGUCAUUGAUUCGUUUCCGAAAUUUUAUUGCGCUAGAAACAAUUUACGAAUAGAUUCUAAUAUUAUUGACGACGAUGCUGUAUUGGUAUUGGAAAAUUUGAAAGCGAAAGGUUAUGGUAACGUCGAUCGUCGUGUUGGUUUCGAUCUAUCCGCAUCUAAGUUGAUUCUAAAAAAAUUGGCCGAAUUUCACGCGGUACCGAUAGCGUUGAAAUUCGUCGAUCCCGAAACGUUCGAUACCAAAAUAAAAGCCCAUAUGGCAUUCAAUUAUCCUUUAAAACCGUUUUCGCCUUUGAAAGGAUCGAUGGAAAAUAUUUACGCGCUAAUGAGCGAAUCCGAAAAUUGUAGUCGUCUAAUACCCAAAAUGGAAAUGUCAGUGAAAAAAUUUUCGAAAUUGUGCGACGAUAUUAGAGAACCGUUCGCGACAAUAGGUCACCGAGACUUGUGGGUUAAUAAUAUUAUGGUCAAGUUAAACGGGGAAGAUGUAGUAGAUUGCAAAUUUGUUGAUUUUCAAAUGUACAGUUACGAUUCGCCGGCGGCCGAUUUAUUUUUCUUUUUAUUCAGCAGCGUACAGGAAAAAGUACUCAGGAAUAAUCUCGAUGAAUUGCUCGAAUAUUACCAUCGACAUUUUGUGGAAACUUUGAAACUUCUUAAAUGCGAUCUUCAAUUUUCUUACGAGAAACUAUUGCAAGAAAUUACGUUUAGUACCGAAUGGGAAUUGGCUCACACCGUAUUUAUGUAUUUAUUCAUCAUUAAUGGUGGACAACACGCCAUGCCCGAAGGUGCGGAUUUCGAGAUUAAUUUAUCAAAAAUUCAAUUCGAAAAACAUAUAAAACGAAGAAUUAUCUGGAUGAUUGAAGAAUGCGAAAGAAGAAAGUGGUUGGAUUUUUGAUCGAUUUCAAAUUAUUAUAACUGCGUGUCAAUUUGUUGUUUAUUUUCGUAAAUCAAAAGAUAAUAUUAAAUAAAAACAAACAAACGAAA
This is a messenger RNA of Diorhabda carinulata, 1364 nucleotides long. RefSeq lists its product as uncharacterized. The record is from RefSeq and is a predicted model, not a curated record. NCBI's taxonomy places the organism in Eukaryota, Metazoa, Arthropoda, Insecta, Coleoptera, Chrysomelidae. The coding region runs from base 70 to 1275 and encodes 401 amino acids. The transcript is spliced from 2 exons.